AUGGCUGGUGGUAUUGGCUUAAAAAUUCACAAUAUUCGAUCCUCCGAAUCUUACAUUGCGGGAACUAAUAGUUAUCCAAAUGGGAUUAUUCUCAUGCUUCGUGUAUAUAAUAACACUGCACGAUACUUUGAUCAAGAGAGAAAUAAACGUCCCGAUGCAUUCGGUCCUUUUGAUCCAACAGGCACCUGGACUUAUGGAUGUAUGGAGAUGAACUUGAGAUCACAAAGUUACUUAAAUAAAAUAAUUGACAUUAAUUAUUAUCCUGUUGAAGGGGCGCAAAAAUCCGAUUUAUAUUUAGAAGAAAUUAAUUGUAAUCAAAUUAUGUUUAAAGGCAUUACGGUUCCUCUGUUGAUUUUUGCCUUCCAAGCAGCAAAAGGAUUAGUAACGAACCUCGACGAAAAUUCUGCAUUACCAUUUUUGAAUCUCAUAUCAAUUCGACUUCAGGAAUAA
Dentiscutata heterogama is the source of this 450-nucleotide messenger RNA. Lineage: Eukaryota; Fungi; Glomeromycota; Glomeromycetes; Diversisporales; Gigasporaceae. The record is from the annotation of a GenBank genome assembly.